AUGUUGGUGGAGCUGGAGAAGGCCCUGCAGCUCCUGGGCGCCAAGGGGGCCAUGGGGAGGGCUGCGAGGUGUGUGUGGGGGGGCAGCGACAAGGGCCGUGGUGGCCCCAAGCAUAAAAGCAGCUGCAAGAAGAACCAGCCGGUCAGCCAGGUGGAGACGUCCGCAGGCUUAGCAAGCAGAAGCUUGUCGCUGGUGGGCAUCUAUGCAGAGGCCAGGAAGGUGGAGGGGUUCAACCAGCAGAACAGCUGCACCUACCUCAAGUACUUGGUGCACGCUGCCAACAAGCACGCACCCCGGAAGGCUGCUGCCACAGAGGACAAGGGCAGCAGCAGCAGCAGCAGCAGCAAGGCCAAGAAGGCAGCGGCUGGGAGCAAGAAGUUGAAGAAGGCAGACAAGCCCAGUGUCCCCAAGGUGCCCAAGGGCUGCAAGUGA
Marmota flaviventris (yellow-bellied marmot) is the source of this 432-nucleotide messenger RNA. The record is from RefSeq and is a predicted model, not a curated record. Lineage: Eukaryota; Metazoa; Chordata; Mammalia; Rodentia; Sciuridae.